UUUGGGUUAAUAUAGUUGGUCCUUGGGCCGUCCGAAUUCGUAUAAAAGGGCCAAGAUCUCGUUGAGUAUUCGUAGUUGCUGCCUGGCAUCAGCUGAUCAUCAACAUGAGGACUUUGGUGGUUCUGGCUGUAUUUGGCGUGUGCCUGGUUUCUGCCCAGUUCACCCCCGAAGUGGAAGCAGAGAGAGCUCGCUUCUUCGAAGCUUUCCGAGCUGCCAAACAAGCUGCUUCCUCCAGCAAGUACUCAGAGCCCCAGCCAGCCUACAGAGGACCCUUCGCUGCCUCUGUGCCUGCCGGCGUCGAUGGAAGGGUCACGCCCGUCAGUGACACAGCCGAAGUCAGGACUGCUACUGAUGCGUUCUACAGAGCCUACAGAGCACAAGUUGAGGCCACUAAAGGUUCGUCUGAUUCUGCUUCCUAUGUGCUCAAGACUGAUCCUGCAACAUCAGCUAAGUACGUGCUAAAGACUGAUACUGCAACAUCAAAUAGAUAUUUGUAUAAGGCUGUUCCAUCGCCUUCUUACAGAGCAAAGUCUGGCUCUGAAACAUCAGUCAAGUAUUUACUGAAGACUGAUCCUGAAACGUCCUCCAAGUAUUUGUAUAAGCCUGAUCCAGGAACUGCAGCUGAAUAUGCAGCAAAGCCCUAUUCUGCAGGCUCAGCUAAGUAUGUUGUCAAGACUAAUCCUGAAACAUCAGUCAAAUAUUUGUUCAAGGCUGUUCCAACAACAUCAGGGACAUAUGUAGUGAAGGACGAUCCUCAAACACCAUAUAAAUAUGAGCUCCAGGCUGUUCCUCAAACAUCAGCUACCUACAGAGCAAAGACUGACCCUGCAUAUUUAGCAAAACAAGGUUAUGAAGGAUCUCCUGUAUAUGUGGCAAAGGUUGCUCCUUCAACAGCUGAAUUCAGAACAAAGGGUGAUCCUGCAUACAAAGCAAAGUCUGACCCUGCAUAUGUGGCAAAGGUUGUUCCUGCAGCAACAUAUGUCCAACAGCCAAGAUGGCCUGGACCAUUCGCCUCCUCAGUACCUGCCGGCCUUCCAGGCUCUCCAGGGCAAGUUCCUUACACCCAGGAAGUGUUGGAUGCCAAGUAUGCCUUCCAGAAGGCAUACCAGAGGCAGUUGGAAGCUGUGUCCAACUAAAAGAAGGAUUGCUGGCCUCCUUGACUGACUCUGCAGAUAUACCACCAACACAUAAUUCCUUCUGUUAUAAGAUACUUGCUGACUUCUGAGUGCAUUGUGUAUAAAAUCAUAGAAAUAAAAUUGAUUCAUUAAUAAAAA
Messenger RNA from Macrobrachium nipponense, 1274 nucleotides. RefSeq names its product adhesive plaque matrix protein-like. The transcript is spliced from 2 exons. NCBI's taxonomy places the organism in Eukaryota, Metazoa, Arthropoda, Malacostraca, Decapoda, Palaemonidae. The coding region runs from base 105 to 1136 and encodes 343 amino acids. The record is from RefSeq and is a predicted model, not a curated record.